GCAGGAAUACAUAAAGAACAGUAGGCUACUCGAACACUACAGCCCCCGAACACGUCACCUCGUGUCUUGGGACAACAGGCUGGGCGACACGUGGAGGCUAAUAAUUUUGAUGUAGCAAUAGUAAAGAAAAUCGUGAAGACUAUUCUUGGGCUCCGCUAAGAAAGGAAGCUUUUAACUAACCAUCAGUCUGAAACCCAGGAUUUACCGAACUCUUGUGAAUAUGGAGUGUUUUUUACGGAGCUGUCAGUUUGUACUGAAGGGCCCUCCAAAAAGUAGUCCUGGACUUCAUGUUGUCCUGGGGAAUGAGGCCUGUGACCUGGAUUCCAUGGUGUCUUCCCUUACUUUUGCAUACUUCCUCUCAAAGGUGUCCGGUUCUGAAAAGACCCCAGUCCCAGUUCUGAACAUCCCACGGGCUGAAUUUCCCCUGCGCACGGACAGUGGCUUCCUGUUGCGAGAGUGCGGCCUUACCCAGGAUGCCCUGGUGUUCCGAGAUGAAGUUGACCUGCAUCGUCUUCACCGUGCUGGAAAGCUGGCUCUCACUCUGGUGGACCAUAAUGCGCUUCCCAGUACUGACUGUGACCUGGAGGGUGCUGUUGUGGAGGUGAUCGACCAUCACCAGCUGGAAAGAAUGCCUUCCCCCUCCUGUCUCGUUACCGUGGAGACUGUGGGCUCCUGUGCCACCUUAGUGACUGAGCGAAUAAUGCAGAAGGCCCCUGAAGUCCUAGACCAACAGGUGGCUCAGCUCUUAUACGGCACCAUAAUCACGGACUGUGUGAACAUGGCGCCAGAGGCAGGGAAGGUCACACCCAAGGACAGCAAGUAUGCCGUCCUUCUGGAAUCGCGCUUCCCAGACCUGCCACCAAGGGGCGCCCUCUUCCAGUCCCUGCAGAAUGCCAAGUUUGAUAUUUCAGGCCUUUCUACAGAACAGAUGCUGAUGAAGGAUUUGAAAGUGGCAUCGGGGGAAGGUUUAAAACUGGCCGUUUGUAUUAUAUACAUGACACUUGAGGCUUUUCUCCAAAGGAGAGGCUUACAGCGGGAGCUUUGUGAGUUCUGUGACAGACACGGCUACAGCUUGGUCAUCACCAUGAUGGUCUCUAUCAAUGAGAAAAAAGAACUGUUCCGCCAGCUGGCUGUCUACAGCUCCAGCACCAUCUACAGGGAGGAGAUGAGCCGAGCUUUGGAGAAGGCCCACAGCCCCUGCUUGAACCUGUCUCCAAUGUGCAGCCCUUGUGCCGAAGUCAAGGCCUAUCUCCAGGGUAACGCACUGGCUUCCCGUAAAGAAAUUAUGCCUGUCAUCAGGGACUGUUUGAAGGACUGGGGGAGGAGAUCGGUGCAUUGCAGUAACCCAGAGGACCUGGGGGAGUUGGAGGAGCAGUUCGGUUCCUCCUGCGGCCCCGUCACAGAUGAUGAGUCCCGGGCCCGACCCGGCACAGCCUCCCGGCGUUACCGGCUUUUUGCAGAGGAGUCUGGGGUAGAGGAAGACUCCCUCGUGCCUCCUACCCCCAUGAACAGCCUGGUGGAGGGCUGCCCCCUGGACAGGGGCCUCCCCAGUGUGAGUGCCGAGGCCGUCCUGGAGAGGUUCAGGGAAGUGACCGAUGAGGCACGCACAGAGGACAGGCCACCACGCGGGCAGUGAUUGGGUGAGAGCUAGCCACACCCACUGCUGCCUCCUGAAACAUCCUGCUCUAAACAACUUUUAUUACCUAAGAGCAUUCAGACUGGAAUCUUGCCUCCAGUAGUUUCCAAAGCGAGGAUGUUCCGAAGCAUGUUAUUGUAGCGUAAGAAAAAUUGAACUGCCAGAAGGAAAAACUAUCCCACAAAAAAUGCAAUGCUCUCAUAGUGAAAAGUUAAGUGUACCACAAAGACAGUAUUUCUGCCACAUAGAUAUUUGUCAGGUGGGUCUUCAUGAAGGGGUGGAUUUUGUCCUGAUGGGCAUUAGCCCCAUGGUAAGCCAAGGAGCUGUAUAUCUGCUCUCCAGGAGUGCUGUUCAGACAGAUGGAUUUAGCAGCUCGAGUCUGUGCUACACUUUGAAGCACUGAACAGUUACUGAAGCAGGAUGUCAGCAGUGACCCUUCUCUGCGUGUGGUGAUGAAUGUUUAACUGGUUCUCACUUCCUUGCUGCCUCAUCGUGCAUGAUCUGAGCACUGGCUGAAUUGGGCCAGUUGACAGGGAUUGUGGGUUCCAGGGCUGCUGGGGCAAAUUCCCAGUCCCGGGACAAAAUUUUAUUUUUAUAUUAUUCCCGGGCCUGGGUUAAUAAUAUUUAUCACAAGUUCACAGGCCGUUGGGCCUGCCCUCCUCCAGUGCCUGGGACAGCGUACCUGGUUGUCCCCCCUUGACAGCGACCCUGGUGGGUUCCAAGAGGUUCUGAACUCAG
Anguilla rostrata (American eel) is the source of this 2374-nucleotide messenger RNA. It is a transcript of the gene prune1, whose product is annotated as prune exopolyphosphatase. Gene Ontology annotation, molecular function: exopolyphosphatase activity. Bases 221 to 1636 code for a protein of 471 amino acids. The record is from RefSeq and is a predicted model, not a curated record. The transcript is spliced from 8 exons. Lineage: Eukaryota; Metazoa; Chordata; Actinopteri; Anguilliformes; Anguillidae. Gene Ontology annotation, cellular component: cytoplasm.